AUGGAGUUUGGACAUAAGCUGUGUGGCCAUGAAAACCUUCUUGCGGUCCGAAAGUACGAUGAAACGUACCGCCGUCAGCGCAAACUUAUUAAUAGACAACUCGGCACCAAAUCUGACGCCGAGCCAUAUCAUGAUAUGAUGGAAGCAGAAGCUGGUCGAUUUCUUGUCCGAUCUUUGGAGAAGCCGAAAGGUCUCAUGCAACAUCUCAGAACGGCGACAGGUGCGACUAUCCUCAGAUUAACAUAUGGGUAUUGCAUCCAGACCAAUGAAGAAGACCCCUUGGUUGACCUUGUGGAGCGCGUGACGCGCAAUAUCUCGGAUGCGUUUAUGCCCAUGGCUUGGCUUAUUGAUAUCAUACCGGCUGUACAGUGCCUACCAGAUGGUUUCCCCGGCACUGCAUUUAAAGAAACAGCACGACAAUGGAAUAGCUUCAGCCAGGAAGUGGCAGAUAUCCCCUACUCGUUUGUUCGCAACCAGAUGAAAAUUGGGAGUCACCGACCAUCUUACAUUUCGCGGAUCCUUGAGGAAAGAAGCAGUUCUGCCAUGGUUAUGUUCCCUGACGUCCAGCGAAAAGCACAAGAAGAGAUCGACAUGGUGACCGAGUGCAACAGCCUUCCCGGAUUCGAGGAUCGCGAUAAACUGCCAUACCUUGAGGCUGUAAUUAAAGAGGUUUAUCGAUGGUCUGUGGUUGUGCCGAUGGGGUUUCCGCACGUGUUAGAGGAGGAUAUGGUCUAUAACGGAUAUUUCAUACCAAAAGGGGCAUACUUAUUGCCUGCAACAUGGUGGUUUUGCCAUGAUCCUGAAGUCUACACAAAUCCAGCAGUCUUUAAUCCAGAUCGGUUCUUAAAGCCUCGCGAUGAACCAGAUCCCAGGGCCGUGAUUUUUGGGUUUGGCCGCAGAAAAUGCCCAGGCAGAUACAUCACCGAAUCGAGCAUCUUCAUAACCAUCGCCCAGACACUUGCUGCGUUUCGUAUCAAAAAUGCUGUGGAUACCCAAGGAUUCGAGAUACCGGUUGAACUAGAUGUCACACCAUCGCUUAUCAGCCACCCCAAGGAUUUUCUCUAUGACAUCGUGCCAAAGAGUCCAAAGCACGAACAACUCAUUCAGGCUAUUAAUACCGAGCACUCUUACGAGAAGAGCGAUACUUCUCUUCUUGACAAAGCUAGGACUAACAAAUUUACUACGCAGCAGGGCGUGGGAUGGACCACUGGAAUCACUGCAGAGGUAUGCGGUGAGAGCAGCAGUGAGCGUACUUAG
This is a messenger RNA of Aspergillus piperis CBS 112811, 1257 nucleotides long. Its product is annotated as cytochrome P450. Gene Ontology annotation, molecular function: heme binding; oxidoreductase activity, acting on paired donors, with incorporation or reduction of molecular oxygen; iron ion binding. The transcript has 4 exons. The record is from RefSeq and is a predicted model, not a curated record. The coding region runs from base 1 to 1257 and encodes 418 amino acids. NCBI's taxonomy places the organism in Eukaryota, Fungi, Ascomycota, Eurotiomycetes, Eurotiales, Aspergillaceae.